AUGACAGACAGCCUACCCUUUGAACUAGAAUACUACUCAUCAGACCUUCAUCGAAAUUUUUCGGUUUUUGUUUUGGGAAACAACACAUGUCGUGCUUGUUUAACUCAAGAUGAAGAAAUGCAAUCGUUAUUUCCAGCAGAAGAAUUAUGUUCUUCACAACAACAGAAUGAUUUAUUGAAUAUGUUUCUCUCUUGCACAGCCCUUGAUGUAUCUUAUGACGACCCUUACCCGAAACAUAUUUGUAAUGGUUGUUUCAGUGAACUAAUUGAAUCUUAUAGCUUCUGGAUGAAAUGUAGGCAAUCAAUCGAGCAAUUGGAUAGUUUAACUGAAAAUAAUGAUGAUGAAACAGAAUAUAAAAAUGAACAGGUACCUAUUUCCUCAAAUACUGAUGACAACGAGGAUAUUGAUGAUUAUAUAAAGUUUUCAAGCUCAGUAGAUUUAAAUAGUUUCAAUAUUAUUUCUGCAGAACUUGGUUCAUGCAUUCCAAAAUCAUCCCAUAAACCACAAUGUCAUCAAUGUCAAUUAUCAUUUUCUGAUAGAGCAGAAUAUAAAAAGCAUUGGCAAAAAAAUCAUCGAAGGCAAGUACAAACAAAUUUAAAUCAUUCAAAAAAAAUUGAAGCCAUAGAUGAACCAACCGCUGAGAAUGAAUCAUUUGCAGAGAAAGAUCAAGAUCAUAAUUAUGAAUGCCAGGAACUAGUUUUUCCACAAAAUUCUGAAACAGAAAUAGAAAAGUCUGAAGACCAAACGAGCCCAAUGUUGCAAGAUCGUCUUGAUAAUUCACAACAAAAUUCAAGAUUAAAUGAUCGCAUAAACUUUCUUCAAUGUUCACCAGAUUUGAAUAGUUUUGUAGACAUUCCUGACUGUUCUUCACAAAAUUCUUUUCGACAGCCCAGGUGUCACAAGUGCCAAAUGUUUUUCACCAAUAGAACAAAAUAUAAAGUUCAUUGGAAUAAAUAUCACAGUAAAAAUUCUCAAUUACGGUCUGGUUCAGAAAAAUCAGAAACAUCACCUCGUAAACCUGCUUGUCGAAAGUGCCAGUUGUUCUUUCCUAACAAAGCUGAAUAUAAAAAACAUGCAAAGAUCCAUAACUUGCAUUUAUGUCCACAGUGUGGACAUGUCAGCAAAUCUAAUAGUGCCUUGAGAGAACAUUUUACAACGCAUACAAACUUGCGUCCUUAUAAAUGCACUAUAUGCAAUAAGACAUAUAAGUCAGCUACUAAUCUUAAUGUUCAUAAAAGCACUCAUAUUGGUGUGUUAAAAUAUGCUUGUCAACACUGUGAUAAAAAAUUUGUUACUUGGGCAUCAAGAUUUAGUCAUAUAAGGACACAUCAUACUGUUUAUGACAAACAUAUUUGUGAGAUAUGCUCUAAAGGUUUUCCUGAUGCCAAUAAGCUUCGCAUUCAUAUAAGGUUUCAUACAGGUGAAAAACCUUUUGCUUGUGAAGAUUGUGAGAUGGCUUUUAAAUCUAGUGGUGAGCUAGUUAAACAUAAGCUUAAACAUUCUGGUAUUCGCAAUUAUUCUUGUACAGAAUGUGGUAAACGAUUUUUAACUUCUAAACAUGUCAAGCAACAUAUGGUUGUUCAUACAGGGGAACGUAAAUAUAAAUGCGAAAUCUGUGGAAAAGGUUUCACACAAUCACAUGUGUUGCGUAGUCAUCUGAAAAUACAUGAAAGGCAAGCAUUAAUAGAUAAUGAUCUUCAUAAUGAUGAAAUGUGA
This is a messenger RNA of Ctenocephalides felis (cat flea), 1716 nucleotides long. RefSeq names its product zinc finger protein 721-like. The transcript is spliced from 2 exons. Lineage: Eukaryota; Metazoa; Arthropoda; Insecta; Siphonaptera; Pulicidae. Gene Ontology annotation, molecular function: DNA-binding transcription activator activity, RNA polymerase II-specific; RNA polymerase II cis-regulatory region sequence-specific DNA binding; zinc ion binding. The record is from RefSeq and is a predicted model, not a curated record. Gene Ontology annotation, biological process: regulation of transcription by RNA polymerase II. Gene Ontology annotation, cellular component: nucleus. Bases 1 to 1716 code for a protein of 571 amino acids.